This is a messenger RNA of Paramecium primaurelia, 1300 nucleotides long. The record is from the annotation of a GenBank genome assembly. Lineage: Eukaryota; Ciliophora; Oligohymenophorea; Peniculida; Parameciidae.
AUGUUCAAAAUUGCCGUGUGUGCAUUGUUAGUACUAGCCUCAACAGCUAUUAACGUCUAAUCCUCAAUUUGGACAAGCAAAGACCAAAAGACUUUUGCUCAAAUUCACUAAUCUGGUUGGGGUAAAUUCAUCUUGAACUUUGCUGAACUCCAUUUAACAACAGGAGGUAUUCUUUCUGAGCUCAACUCUGAAAUUGAGAAACUUGUACAUAUAGAGAGUUUAUAAAUUAUAGAUUGAUGAAAUGGAAGAGGAAUUAGCUGGAGUUCAUCAUGAAUUCAAUAGAAGAACAGAUGUUCACAACAGAGAAGUAUCCNAAUUAGAUGAUGUCGUAUUAUAAAACCGUCAUAGAAGAAUUCCAUAGAAGGAUGAGAGAAUAAAUGAAUUAUUAAAGAAAAUUCCAUCUGAAAUUAGAUAAAUGUAUGAUUGUUUAGGUCCCAUUUAUGAGAUAAACCCAAAAUACUAAAUCAUAUACCAAAACGAUGGAAGUAUAUAUUUUGGUUAAGGGGUUGGAGGUCGAAAAAUUGGAACAGGUAUUUAAAUCUGGCCAGAAUAAGGAAAUAUAUUGGAUGGGUAAUAUAGAUGAUAAUUUAUAAAAAUAGAAAUUGGGAGAAUGAUGAAUUAGAGGGUUAGUGCAGGAUGGUGUAUUCAAAUAAAGAUAUGUAUAAAAUAAUGAUAUUAGUGUUUAGUUUUGAAUGCUUAUUCAAAUAAGGAAGAGCCAAUGGUUUUGGGGUAUUUCAAUCAUAGAAAAAGAUAGUAAAAGGUAAUGUAGGAAUAAUCAUAUUAGGGAUUUGGAUAGAUAAUAAUUUAUCUGGAGAGGGAUAGGAGUUUAGAAAAGAUGGUUAACGAUAUUAUGGAUAGUUUUAGGAUGGACAAAAAAAUGGUUAAGGUAUUAUCUAUUUUAAAGAUGGAUGCAAGUAAUGAUUGAUUUAUGUUAUAAAAUAGAUAUGAAGGAGAAUUAAGGAAAAAUAGAGAAGACGGUAUGGGAACAAUGAUUUGGAGUGAUUGCAGUUAUUAUGAUGGAGAAUUUAGGUUGGGAGUGAUAAAAGGAAGAGGAGUAUAUUCAAGUGGAAAUGGAUAUAGUUUGAUGGGAUAUGUAAUUGACAAUAGAAUUUCUGGUUUUAGUUCUAAGAGGAGGUGUAGAAGGAUAAAAAGUAGAAGAUAUAGAGAAUUAUAUAUAAACAUGAGAGCGGAUCAAAAUUAAUAAUUGAAAAAAUUAGAUAACUAUGACAAUAGAGUAAGAAAAUCAAAUGAUAAUAAAUAUAUAUAUUCUUAUUUGCAGUUUUGUAGUAUGAAUAUGAUG